Messenger RNA from Trichoderma gamsii, 639 nucleotides. RefSeq lists its product as hypothetical. The record is from RefSeq and is a predicted model, not a curated record. Gene Ontology annotation, molecular function: acyltransferase activity, transferring groups other than amino-acyl groups. Bases 1 to 639 code for a protein of 212 amino acids. NCBI's taxonomy places the organism in Eukaryota, Fungi, Ascomycota, Sordariomycetes, Hypocreales, Hypocreaceae. The transcript has a single exon.
AUGCCUAGGAAAGAAAUAAACCGAAUCCUCCCAUCGCCAUGCCCUCCAAGCAGCGAUCCGGGAACCAUCCUAGUCGAAACUGAAAGGCUCAUUAUACGGCGAUACCUAUUAUCAGAUGCUCCGGCUCUAGCAUUGGCCGCAAAUCACGAAGAAGUUGCGGCUUACAUGAGCGAUCGCUUCGCCAGCCCGUACACCGUUGCCGACGCCGAGAACUUCAUCAAACUUACUUUCCAUGACGACGAUACGGCAGCAUACCCGCACUCUUCAGCCAUCGUCUUGAAGCCGGGAUUUCCAGGCAAUCCUUCCACUACUGAGCCACUUAUCAUCGGUGGUGUUGGGUUACACUCUUUGACUGACAUAUUCUACCGAACGUGGGAUAUGGGCUACUAUCUUUCUCCGACAGUGUGGCGCCAAGGCUAUGGAACCGAGGCGCUGAGCGCCUUCACAAGAUGGGUGUUUGACACUUGGCCCUUACUAAACCGCAUACAAGCUCGUACAUAUGAGAGCAACAUUGCGAGCCAAAAGUUGUUACAGAAAUGCGGCUUCGUGAUAGAGGGGAGAGGAAGAGGGGUUAUUGAAAAGAGUGGGAAGCUUAUGGAUGAUGUUGCGUUUGGUCUCAUAAGAGAUGACUUGAAGUGA